AUGGUCAGUGCACAUAGCAUUUCUGGCAAGAGGGUCUUCCUGGAGCUGGAUGGAAAAGAUUUACGCCUGUUCCUGGCUAGGCGCAGGCUGGUGUCCGGGAGUGCUGCAGAGGGGCUCAGCCUCCCCUGCACCCCCCUCCAGGUGCGGCACCGCCAGUCGGGGCAGAUCAUGGUGCUGAAGAUGAACAAGCUGACCAGCAACCGGGGCAACAUGCUGCGGGAGGUGCAGCUGAUGAACCGCCUCUCGCACCCCAACAUCCUCAGGUUCAUGGGGGUGUGCGUGCACCAGGGACAGCUGCACGCGCUGACGGAGUACAUCAACGGCGGGAACCUGGAGCAGCUGCUGGACAGCCCUGUGCCCCUCUCCUGGUCCACGCGUGUCAAGCUGGCCCUCGACAUCGCCCGUGGCCUCCGCUACCUGCACUCCAAGGGCAUCUUCCACCGUGACCUCACCUCCAAGAACUGCCUGGUGCGCUGCGAGGCCAGUGGCUACACGGCUGUAGUGGGUGACUUCGGCUUGGCGGAGAAGAUCCCCACUUACAGCGAGGGCAGCGAGACGCUGUGCGUGUUGGGCUCACCGUACUGGAUGGCACCCGAGGUGCUGCGAGGAGAGAUCUACAAUGAGAAGGCCGAUGUGUUCGCCUACGGCAUCAUCCUGUGCGAGACCAUCGCCCGCGUCCCCGCUGACCCUGACUACCUGCCCCGCACCGAGGAUUUUGGUCUGGACAUCACCGCUUUCCGCACCAUGGUGGGAAUCGACUGCCCAGCGGCUUUCCUCCAGCUCGCUUUCCACUGCUGCAGUAUGGAGCCCACCUGCCGCCCCUCAUUCCUGGAAAUCACGCAGUGCCUGGAGGGCAUCCUGCAGCACCAGCCGGGUGCCGAUGGCACCGGGGCCACCCUCUUCGGCGGUGGGGAGACCCUGCCCGUGCCUGGGACAGCGGCCACGCUCAACGGUACCCCGCCUCGCUACCAGAACCUCAACUGCGAGGCCAAGAGCUUCCUCUGCCACGACCGGGGCCACCACCAGAAAGUCCCGGGGCCGGUGCUGGCGGAGCCCAGCCUGAAGCUGCCGGAGGCACAAUCCUAG
This is a messenger RNA of Opisthocomus hoazin, 1086 nucleotides long. The record is from RefSeq and is a predicted model, not a curated record. Lineage: Eukaryota; Metazoa; Chordata; Aves; Opisthocomiformes; Opisthocomidae.